This is a messenger RNA of Myxocyprinus asiaticus (Chinese sucker), 4552 nucleotides long. Its product is annotated as dnaJ homolog subfamily C member 18-like. NCBI's taxonomy places the organism in Eukaryota, Metazoa, Chordata, Actinopteri, Cypriniformes, Catostomidae. Gene Ontology annotation, molecular function: Hsp70 protein binding. The transcript is spliced from 9 exons. The record is from RefSeq and is a predicted model, not a curated record. Gene Ontology annotation, cellular component: endoplasmic reticulum membrane. Gene Ontology annotation, biological process: cellular response to misfolded protein. Bases 380 to 1519 code for a protein of 379 amino acids.
GAUGGAGGUUACAAGCAGUAUUGCAUUUCUGUCUUUCUCGCACCUUUUACCACGAAGAAGCCAAAUGUAAUGUACAGGUUCAAAAAUGAAUUAUAUUAAUAAUAAAUUGUUAUUCGACUAUUUCGCGUCGCAGAAAAGGCAGCUAAGAAAACUAAAGAUGUCUAAAAUCGGAAGUUAAAUGGUUGUGACUGUGUUAGCAUAACGCACUAGUUUUAGUUCGAUGUCAACAAUACUGAGAACAAUUAUUACACUCUUAAGAGCAAAUUAUUAAUAAUUUUGGGUGUGUUAGGUCGGUUACCCUCUCCCAGAAACAUAAAUCUAGUUGCCGUUUCAGGCGGGUUUGUUGUUUCGCGUGGAGGUGUUGGUGUUUGAUAAAUCAAUGUUUGAGAUGGACAGAGAGGAGUCUGACAGGCUGAUAGAAAAAGCCAAGCUGUGUCUGCGGUCCGGACGCAAAGAGAAAGCCCUGCAGCUCCUGUAUGAGGCACAGAGGAUCUACCCCAGUGCUCGGGCGAGAGUACUAAUUGAUGCCAUUGUGAAGAAUGGUGGCACAGCGCCUCCUGAAGAAGAGCGCACCUACACACCUCCACCUGGCUGGAGAAACUCUGAGGAAGAUGGCCCGAAUCCACAUCAGCGCCCCGGUACACAAGAGAGAAGAGAGGGGUCUAGUGACGACAAGAAAAGCUACUCAGAGGAGCAGCGGCAAGGUGUGCUCAGAAUAAAGAGAUGCAAAGACUUCUAUGAGAUUCUGGGGGUGCCGAAGGAUGCUAGUGAUGAGGACCUGAAGAAAGCCUACAGGAAGCUGGCUCUACGCUUCCACCCAGAUAAAAACUGCGCCCCUGGAGCGACUGAUGCUUUUAAAGCUAUAGGCAAUGCAUACGCUGUGCUAAGCAAUCCAGAAAAAAGGCUGCAGUACGAUCAGUGUGGGGACCAGGCCCCUGCAGAUACAUCCAGUCAUCCCUCAGCCCAACCUCGUCACACGUACGGACACUACCGCUCCUUCAACCAAGACUUUGAGGCCGACAUCUCCCCAGAGGAACUCUUUAACCUCUUCUUUGGUGGCAGGUUUCCUACAGGCAACAUCCAUGUGUACACCAACCGAGGAGCCUCUUACGCUCAUUAUUAUCAGCCACGCAGACGGCGUACAUACGAGAGGCGGGAGGAAGAGGUAGAGGAGAGCCACAGUCAGAACAACUUCACUGCUCUCCUGCAGCUGCUGCCAGUGCUGGUGCUCAUUUUGAUCUCUGUAUUUACUCAGCUGAUGGCUACCAACCCUCCCUACAGCCUCUUCUACAAACCGUCCAUGGGUUUGGUGGUAUCCAGGGAAACCCAGCACAUGGGUGUGAUGUACUAUGUGGAUAAGAGUUUUGAGAAAGAGUACCACGGUGCUGCCUUAGAGGAGCUGGAGAAGACCAUCGAGAGUGAUUAUAUUGACCACCUACAAAACAGCUGCUGGAAAGAGAAGCAACAGAGACUUUUAACUAUUAACAAGCCAGACACACGCUGGGGACUCUUAUUUUGAAUUUACUGAGACAUGAAGCGAUGGUCCAAGAAUCUGAUCUAGCUAACCUGGGGCAGCUGUACCGAGACGAGCGUCUGAAACAGAAGGCUGAAACCAUGAAGCUGGAUCACUGUGAAAAGCUGCAGCGCUUCAUGGGUCGACAAAGAGGAGACUGAGGUGUCAUCACCCUCCCAGACAGCAUGGCCAAUUUAAUAAGAGUUUUUAGUAUCGGUUAAAUAUAUUUCAAUUUACUCGGGCGGUGCACCUUUUUGUGAAUGAGAAAGAAAGUGUUAGGGGGGGAAAAAAAAGAGACAUGUUAUAGCAGUAGCCCAAGCUGAUUUUCUUGUGAGCAUUUGUGCCUUUCAUCCCUGUUAAUGGGGUGGAAUCUGAAGGCCACUGGCUCACACAGCUGAAAUUCUAGAAGCAACUGAUUCAGCUGUGAUGCACAGCCUCCACACAGAGGGUUUGUUGCGGAAUAGUGUGUGGGAGAGUGUAAUUAGAGAGCGCCAGGAUUUUUUUUCCUUACAUUAAGGAGCACCAGCUCCAGGGUGACUGACAGAAUUAAAGCUACUGUAGUUAUUGUAGUUAAGCUACUGUAGAGUGCUUUAAGCUUUAUUGUUAAUAAGAAUAAGAACUUAUUUAAUUACAUAUUUAACUUCUUUUUUUUUUUUUUUUUUUUAUUUGUGCUGUGAAUAACAUUUGACAAAAUGAUUAAAGCUUUUAACAAAACAAAAGGGUAAUUUGUUUUGGUUAUAUGAAGAUAAUGAAAAAGAAAUGGUUCUUAAAAACAGGGACAUAAACCAUUGCACAGAUUUUAAAUGCUCUCCCGAAGUGGCAAAAAAAGAACCUUUAUAUACAUUAAAUCAGUUUUUUGAUCAUUUGUUACAAUGCUGUGCAUUUUGAACAGUAGUGUAUUAGGCAACCAACUUUUUUUUUUUUUUUUUUUUAAAGAGGGAGGAUUGUUUAGUGCACUGACAAACUUGCUAAAAACCAUUACCUCAGUGUUUUUCAUUAGCAGUAUUUGAUUUAGAAUUGAACACCUUAAUUUGUCUAAUGCUUUUGUGUAUUGCAUGCAACAGUUCCAUGGGAUCCAUCCAUGAUCGUUCUCCCUGCUUGGUAAGAGGUCGAAGAUGAUAACAGCGCAGUUUACAUAAUAUCAGUAAUUGUAACUAGUCUAAUAACUGUAACUCGUGUCAGAUUACUAGAACUAGAAUUCAUGUUUUCCCUCAUGUCCCUUUAAAUAUGACAACACUUAACUUUUGAGCACAAAAUUGAGCAUGAAAAUUUAGAUGUUCAGAAGUGCUACAGAAGGAGUCCUGAUCUGAGAUGUGUUGAGAAAUAACACUGGAUGUGAUGUGGAGAGUUCUUGGCAGUUGUGGUAUUGUAACGUUGCUUCCAUGCAGUACCCAAACAAGUUGGAAGUUUUGUUUGGAAUGAGUGCAAUUUUGUGUCGCUUAAAUAAAUCAUUGAUCAAACACUUGCUCUCUAUGGUCUAUGAUUCUCUAUUUGAUGUUUUGUUUUUUUCACAGGUCAGUGAUUUUUAUGUUGGGCUUAAAUGCCAAAGUUCCCACGGUCAUGGAAACAUGAGGGAAUUUUAAAAUAGUUUUCCAGGCUGGGAAAGCCAUGAGAAUGAAUUAAGUCCUAAAGGAAAUUACUAUAAUGAAAUACACAUUUUUUCCCAGUGCUGCUUAAUCACCUAAAAAUAUGCGUUACAUCACAAUAUAUAGUACUGUGCAAUAGUUUUAGGCACUUGUGAAAUAUGUUGCAUAGUGAGGAUGUCUUCAAAAAUAAUGACAUAAAUAGUUUUUGUUUAUCAGUAAAUGUCAUACAAAGUUCAGUAAACAUAAAAAAAAAAGCUAAAUCAAUGUUUGGAGUGACCACCUUUUCCUUCAAAACAGCACCAAUUGUCCUAGGUACUCCUGGACAGUUUUUUCUAGGUUGUCGGCAGAUUGGUUGUUCCAGGCUUCUUGGAGAACGUGCCACAGUUCCUCUAUCUAUUUAGUCUGUCUCAAUUGCUUCUGUCUCUUAAUAUAAUCCCAGACUGACUCAAUGAUGUUGAGAUUCAGGCUCUGAGCAGAAUAUAUAAAAUAACCAUUUUACAUAUGGUUUUGUGAAAAAUAUAUAAUGCGCCUAAGACUUUUGCACAGUACUGUAUAAAUGAUCACUGUUUUGAGUAGGUUCUUUUCAGUUCGUAGAAAUGGUUCACAAAUUGAUCUGAAUGUUUAAUUAGCAAAUCAGUCUGAAACAACAUGAUUUUUAAAAGUUGGUUUUCGGAAAUAUCAAACAAUUAUUCAUGGGAAUUCAUUGGUCAAAAGGGGCGGGAAUCCUAAAAUACAGUACACUUGUUGAUUGUUUGUGACCGUAUCAUGAAUAUCAGUAAAGCGUAGGUCAUAACUGUCAAUGUUAUCUCCUAAAAAAGGGUCCCUUACAAAAAAUGAGAGUUCACUGCAAAUUUGCCGCAAAUUCACCACAGAUAAUUUUAACGUGCAAAUGAGCUUUGCGGCAAAUUGUCCAUUGUUGCCAAAGGUUUGCCAGAGGUUCACCACUACCGGUGAAGAGCUGCAAACAUUUGUGGCGAAUCGCAAGCUCAUUUGCAUGUGAAAAUAAAGAGCGGCAAAUUUGCAGCUAGUUUAUAUUUUUUGUAAGGGGUUUUAAAUUUCAAUUCUCCAUCCAUUCAUCACAGGUUUAUUCUCCAGUCAUUCGUCAAUACCCAUAAAGGCACUAUUCGUACACAAAACACAAUACAACACAUCUCACAACAUUACAUAAAGACAAACAAAGAUAUAUACAGUAGGCUAUAUUUAUAAUUGCACACUGGAACACCAAGCGUCUCUUCACUGUUCACAUAAUCAAUUAACAUUCCAGUCAAACCAUUGUGAAUUUGGCUGCUGUUGUAGUGUGGGGACAGUACGGGGAAGUAAGCAAUGUGGUUCAGACAUAUGUAGUCUUCAUCAUCACUCUCUGUCAUUUGUAAGCUUUUAAAAGGAAGACCACUCAUUUCUUCAUUUUCAGGUCGGCUUCUAUAGCACAUCGUCGCCCUCUGGUGCCUCCAUC